Plectropomus leopardus (leopard coralgrouper) is the source of this 1263-nucleotide messenger RNA. NCBI's taxonomy places the organism in Eukaryota, Metazoa, Chordata, Actinopteri, Perciformes, Serranidae. The record is from RefSeq and is a predicted model, not a curated record.
GUAACUACGUUUAUUACUCAUAUAGUCCAUGGUUAUCUCAGAAAAAAAAGAUUUUUUUUAUUCUCCAGGAAAUGCAUUAAGCUUCUGUAAUAACAAGCUAACAUCCUAUUCAGAUUUACAGAUGCUGCUCACUGUGUGCCUAAUCAAGCCAAGAAUCUGGACUCACUCUCUGGCUCAAAUACUCCACAAACUCCGACUGAGUGGCCUGGCACUGGUGGGCCUGCAUGCAGUGACCCUGGAGAAAAGCAAUGCUACCUCACUACUGUCUGCAGAAAGUGACCGCUCAGACUUGGAGGCCCACGUGGAGUACUUGUGCUCUGGCUCCUCACUGGCUCUCUGCCUCCAGGGGGAAAACGCUGUGGGGAGGCUGCUGAAUGUGCUCGGCCAAGAUGACCCAUCCCUGUGGACCAGUUAUGGCAUGGCUCGUUCAUACAAUGGUAUCUAUGCAUCAGGAUCAUAUCAGCGAGCAAUUCAGGAUGUGAAAAGGCUUUUCCCAGAGGGCCUCUGUUGUGCUGAGACCAGCACAAUGAGACAGGAACAGAUACUCAGCAUGCGCUCAGACUCUUUAGCCUCUUUGGAGCGUGAGCAGAGCUUCAUGCUGGCCCCUGUGGCCCCGGAAAGUUGGUCACCUUCAAUGGAAUCGGGACCAAACGAAGUGAUACACAGUGCUGACUGGCAGACAACCUGUCUGCUGAUACCAGUAAAUGCUCCACCUCUCAGCCAAGUACCUUCCCAGCUGGACAUGUUAGAGCAGCUGCUGAGGUCAGGCUGCCAUCUGGUGGCAUGUAGGAUGAGCGUACUGGAUAAUGAGCAGAGGAAACAUAUCGCUGAGACACUCAAAGUGUCACCAAGAGGAGAUGAAAAGAUGGCUCAUCUUAACACGGCACCCUGUGUCAUCGUGGCUCUCCAAGGCAAAGGGAUUAUGACCAGCUUUAACAUGAUCCUUGAAAGCAUUUACAAGGAGAGGUCAGACCUUGAAAAAGUGGGGAAAACAAUUAUCUACCCAGAAAGUCAGAAAGAGGCCAAGCAGCUGAUAUGCUACCUAUUUGAUGCCUUGUCUCCUGAGAGCUAUCCAACCAUUGUGCCAUAAAGUUCAAAUGUGUUCACAAGCAUGCCAAAGUUAAUGCUACAUCAGUUAGCAUUUCCCUACACCUGUUCUGAAAAGAAAAAAAAACUCUAAUUGUUCAGGAAAUACUUUUUCUAGAUAGUAUAAAUAUUUUUAUAUGACUGAUGUAAUAAAUGUUUUUUUCCUUAAAAAUCACA